Messenger RNA from Strongylocentrotus purpuratus (purple sea urchin), 2556 nucleotides. RefSeq names its product organic cation transporter protein-like. Lineage: Eukaryota; Metazoa; Echinodermata; Echinoidea; Camarodonta; Strongylocentrotidae. Gene Ontology annotation, cellular component: membrane. The record is from RefSeq and is a predicted model, not a curated record. The coding region runs from base 25 to 1731 and encodes 568 amino acids. Gene Ontology annotation, biological process: transmembrane transport. The transcript is spliced from 10 exons. Gene Ontology annotation, molecular function: transmembrane transporter activity.
GUUCCAUCCAAUUACAGCAGCGAAAUGAUGUCAUGUGACAGUGGAUGGGUCUAUGAUGACAGCCAAUACAAGACGACGACAGUGACAGAUUUUGAUCUCGUUUGUGGCGAUCAUGAUAUGACUGAACUGUCCCAAUCCAUCUUCUAUAUAGGAAUCGUAGCAGGAUCCAUUUUCUUUGGCAUAAUGUCAGACAGAGUUGGGCGCUGGUGGGCGCUUUUUGUGAGCAACAUCAUCUCGCUUGUUUCGGGGCUUGCUCUUGCCUUUUCGCCAAAUUGGUGCUUCUUUGCCAUCAUGCGUUUCUUCAUGGGAUUCGGCAACAUCGCUCUCAACACCGUAUUGUAUAUUAUAGGUAUUGAGUACAUUGGACCAUCGAAGAGGAACGUCAUAAUACUAGCAUCGAUUAGCUAUGCACUCGGAUACAUGUUACUCACCCUACCGGCAUACUACAUUCGCUCCUGGCGUACCUUACAGCUAGUUAUGACUGCACCUCUCUCCAUCCUCUUCAUCUUCUUCAUAUGGCUCCCAGAAUCACCAAGAUGGCUGAUAUCAAUGGGGAAAUACGACAAGGCGGAGAAGGUGAUUGAAAAGUUUGCUGACGUCAAUGAAGUGACAUUGCCAAACCCUCUCUUCACUAAAGAAUUUAUGGAAGAACAGGACCAAAUACGCAGGGCACGCAAACCUACGGGCCUUGAUUUAAUUCGGACGCCUAGGAUGAGACUACGGACUAUCAACCUUGUCUGUAUAUGGAUGGUGAACUCACUGGUAUACCACGGCCUUUCGCUCAAUAGUUCAAAUCUGGGUGUCGACGUCUAUCUCGCUUUUGCUCUCUCGGCCGCUGUCGAAAUUCCUGCCUACCUUCUGGCCUUCGUCAUCGUCGAGUUCUUCGGUCGCAAGCUUAGUGUCUUCGGCUGUAUGAUGUUGGGCGGGCUGGCUUGCGUGUCGACUGCUUUUAUAGAACACGGCAUUGCUUUGACGAGUGUCGCCAUGAUUGGAAAGUUUGGGAUUUCAGCCUCAUCUAACAUCAUCUAUCUCUACACUGUCGAGCUUUACCCUACGAAUAUAAGGGGGAUUGCCGUUGGCAACUGUUCAAUGUUCUCAAACAUAGCAGGUAUAUUGGCCCCUCUCAUCCUCAUACUCAGCAAGUAUUGGGAUUCUCUUCCCCUCGUCAUUUAUGGGUCUUUUUCCGUCAUCGCUGCACUGUCUGCCCUAGCCUUGCCCGAGACAAGAGGCGAGAAACUCCCCGAGACGGUGGAAGAAGUAGAACAAUUUGGCUCAAGCUCCAAGGAAGCCAAGGAGCUCAAAGUCAUGACGUCACAGCAUGGACCUAACACAGUUGAGGAGAAGGACAAAGUAACAAAUAUAUUGAAUGACACAUCAACUGAUACCACCCAUGUAAACCCUACAUUUACCAUAGAGGACGAACAUGUAAAUAAUGUGAAAUUUGUAAAUGGAACGACUCUGGAAAAUCAUGUAUUUACUGAGGAGGAUGAGAAAAGUCAGAGGGACGGCAUUGCAAAUGGAGCUACCCCUAGCAAUCGAGAAUUCACAAUACACAGGAUACUGGACGAAGAUGACGAAAAUGGAAACAUUAAAUACAUCUCGGGGGAAAUAGUUUAUGAUAACUCAACAUUUACAAUGGAGGAUAAAAAGCAGAGUGGCAUACCCUUGUGCUCAAACGGGAGUAUACCAGAAAGGGAGGAAAAGGAAACAUCGCACACAGAUGAAGGAUAGAACAUGAGAGAGAUGAAAGACAUGGAAAGAAAGGAAUGGGGAGAGAGAGGUGUGUGAGAGAGAGAGAGAGAGAGAGAGAGAGGGAGAGAGAGAGAGUGAUAGAGAAAGAGGGGGAGAAGUUGAACAAGAGCAAUUAUCAUCAAUGUCCUCUUGUCCCAUAAUAUAUUCGAUUCAUUAUGUUCUUAAACUUUAACUUAGUAUAUAAAAAGGAAUUAUAAAUUGUAGAUCUUCACAAUUAGACCGUCCUAGAAAACAUAAUUAAAUGUUAUGAUAUGGAUUGAUAGUGUCGAAGAAGAACAAAAUAUAUUAUUGAUUUUUGUCUGAUUCAUAUCAUAAAUUUGUAGUUAUUUUUUUAUUUAUUUCUUUUACAGAAUAUGCUACUAAGUAGUCAAUUACAAAAAGAUUAAAACUAAUUUGGAAAAACAAAUAAUUCUCGGAACAUAAAAUCGUUAAUGUAAUGUCAGAUCAUUAGAAGCUUAAUCAGAAAUGGCAUAUUUCUUGCUUUGAAUACGGUCAUUGUCAUUAUUGAAUGCUACUUUUUAUCGUGCUCAGUUUAGUUCAUGCAUUUUUGUUCAUUAUUAAACUUUGACCACAAUCCAAAUUGUUCACAUGUAAAGCGUUUUAUCUGACGACCCAAUCCGAAAAAAAUGUUUAAUUGAUAUGUAAUGCUUUGAUAUCUUUCAGAUGAUUCACAGCAAAUCUUGGGCAUGUGCAACUGAAAUAGCUCAUAUGCCCAUAUACCAUGUUUUGUGUUUGACAUAUUCAUCCUUGUUCUGCCAUGAAAAAUUGCAACAUGUGAUUUAAAUGCUGACUCAGAAGAAAAAA